Molecule: messenger RNA, 537 nt
Organism: Parnassius mnemosyne (clouded apollo)
Lineage: Eukaryota; Metazoa; Arthropoda; Insecta; Lepidoptera; Papilionidae
Source: the annotation of a GenBank genome assembly
AUGGCAGAAGGGUUAUCGUGGGCCUCGACGCAAAUGCCACUCUGGCAUUGUGAUCGCCGACAUUACGUGGGAAGAGGGCAAACAGUUGAAUAUCGAAGGCAGCAGAUGGACGCAUUCAUCAUUUCACAUGCCCUUACUUUGGCUAAAAUGCCUGACAAGCCCUACACCUUCUCUGGGCCUGGUGGGAAGUCCAAUGUGGAUUUGACCCUAACCACUGGGGACGUUUAUCUUGCCGAUUGUCGGGUGCGCGAGGGGAUCUGCGCCAGCGAUCACAACCUCAUUACUUUCACGGCCAAGAUCAACAGGCCGACCACGUGCGCUGCACCCGUUAAAGAGCCCCCUCGUUUUCGCGACCGAGGGGUGGAUUGGGACAGGUUCCGGGCUAUAAUCAAACUGCGAUUGGGAUGGCUGCAUGUGGAAAAUGUCCCGCAGCUCUCCUGGCGGAGGAGUUCUCAGGGGUCAUCAUCCACUCCGCGGAGGAGGGCCAAGGGUAACGUCGCCCCAGGGGGUCGGGGGGUACGAAUGGUGGACUACUGA